Messenger RNA from Zea mays, 2826 nucleotides. RefSeq names its product Remorin family protein. The record is from RefSeq and is a predicted model, not a curated record. The transcript has 9 exons. NCBI's taxonomy places the organism in Eukaryota, Viridiplantae, Streptophyta, Magnoliopsida, Poales, Poaceae. The coding region runs from base 420 to 1964 and encodes 514 amino acids.
CCGGUUGAAACUUUGCCGCACUCGUCGGCAGCCGAGCACCCUGUUUGCCGCUCGCGGCCGGCUGAGGUGCUGCUGCUGCUGUGCAAAUGCGAUGAGCAAUUUCUGCGGUGGAAUUUGACACUCCAGUCCAGGUGCUGCUGUCGGUGAGCAAUUUCUGCGUGAUGAAAAACACCACACAAGAACUGGUGCCUGAAGGCCGGCAGCGCCCACGCAUGCUUGACUUCUUGCGCCGCGUUCACAACCAAGCCAACGUAGAGGGGACCGAGGACCGAGGCCCCCGGCGAAAUCCGUCCACGCGCCAUUUGUAAAUCGCGCUCUCCCGGCUCCCGCACCCCACUCCCCGUUUUUCUCCGCACCGCCCUGCUCCCCGACCCCAACUGCCGUCUCCUUCCUCGGGGAAUGCGACCGCGCGCCAGAGCAUGCUCCGCCCGGAGCCCGCGCUAGGGUUCCCCGCCGCCGGCCCCGCCCGCGCGCCCGAGCGCCGCCGUAAGAAGCAGCCGCCGACGAGGCGGAGGCGACCGGCCGGUGCCACAACGGUGGGACUGGGACCACGCGGCGCGGCCGAUCCAGAUCCCGCGCACUCGUCCGCGCUGCUGCCUCUCACCAGCGGCGGCAGCGGCAGCGGCUUUGCCUCGCGGGGCACGGUUGCGCCAGACGAGGAAGAGGGGAGAGACGGGGCGAGCUCGGCUGAAUCGCAGGAAGUGGCAGAAGCAGCAAACGAUUCGUUCUCCUACUCACUAAGAGAGUGCCAGAAGCAGCGGCGUCUCAAGUCAGAGAGGUCUGCACUGGUGCGGCCACCGGCCUCGCAUAAGCUCAAUAAUGCCGGAGGUAUUGAGCUUCUAGUGCUCUCGCCGAGGUGCUUGAUUGGUGGUAACCCGGGAGGAAUGAGCAAGAGCUCAACGACAUCAUCCCGGAGCAGAUCAGGCACAGGCACGUUCCCAAGCCCUGGGACUCCGAGCUGCAACCGGCAUUGUGCAGGCAGCAUGCAGUACUCCAAGGGUUGGAGUUCAGAGCGCGUGCCACUGGGCACUGGUAGGAAUAGAAGGUAUGGGGGCAGUGGGGUUGUGCUUCCAUUUAACAAUGGGAGGAAGCUGCCAUCGAAAUGGGAGGAUGCAGAGAAGUGGAUCCUAAGUCCAGUUUCCUGUGAUGGGUUGGGGAGGAUGUCUGCACCAGCUCCACAUCAUAGACGGCCCAAGUCGAAGAGUGGGCCACUUGGCCAUCCAGCUGGCAUUCCAGGGGCUUAUGCGGCUGUUUCACCGCUUGUUCCUUGCUUUGAUGGUGUGCUGGCAGCAGCUAAUUUCGCAGCACAUUCACCUUUCUCUGCUGGGGUUCUCAUACCAGAGCACGGGCGCAUUGGCGACUUCAGCAGUGGAAGAGACAGAUGUGGUGAUGACGGUAGCAGCAGAUCCUACUCCGCUGAGAAAGAGUCCUAUAUAUUAAGAUCUGCAAGCAUACAUGCAUGGACAGAAACACUUAUGGAGGCAUCUGCUUUUGCUAAUAUCUCAGAAGAAACCGUACAAGAUGAUAAACUGCAACGCCAGACAGAAGCAACUUCCAUGAUUUCCAGUCCAAUCAUAAAGAAAGACAUCGGCACACAGAUGAGUCCUGAGGAUAGUAUAUCUUCUCCAAAAGCGAGACAUUCCUGCUCCAGUCUGCCUUCAGGACAUCUGAUAAAGGAAGCAAAUAGUCAUAUACCUAAACCUGAAAUUCGGGACGUGCAGGUUGAUGACCAAGUAACUGUGACCCGGUGGUCCAAGCGACAUGUAACACGAGGCUCUGAUAAGAGGUCAACAAAUAUUAUUGAAUGGAGGAAGAAGACCACUGAAACCCGAACUCCAUCUUUUGAUGAAAAAGAAAGAGAAAGAUGCAUGUCACACUUUCAAUACUCCAAGCUGUCGUUGUCGUGUAUCAUGUUUAUUAAGAAAGGUCAGCUCAAUGUUGAAGUGAAGCUACUAUGGCUGUAAUACAUGUUCAAAUUCACAGAAAGGAGUGCAAAAGGGAGGAAGCAAAGAUCACAGCUUGGGAAAAUCUACAGAAAGCAAAAGCAGAGGCAGCUAUCCGUAAGCUGGAGAUGAAACUUGAAAAGAAACGGUCAUCAUCAAUGGACAAAAUUUUAGGCAAACUCCGCUCUGCUCAGAAGAAAGCACAAGACAUGCGAAGUGUAGUUUCUUCUAGUGAAGGUCAGUGUAGUGUGAGGGCAACCAAGAAGACAUCUUCCUCUGUCAAAACUGGCAGGCCUUUCAGCUGCUGCUUUACCUACCGUGCUUGCUAGUUGUGAUACACAGUUGGUGCCUGUGGAUACAGCAAUGGAUAUAGGUCUAUUCGUUUCUAAUGCUAGAAGUGGCUAUCUUUCUCAAGACCUCUUCUCAGGCAACAGUUAUGGACGCGAAGGGAAGUCAGUUGGGUUUUGACUACAAGGCCUAAUUGUUAAUGAGAUUUGCACUGAUGAAUGAGAUAUCGUUAUGGAGCAGCAGACGAAGAAAGCCACGCGAAAUCCACUCAUGUAACUGAUGGAGUGGACUAAUGCAGUCUAGUAUGCGACGAUCAAUCUCUGUACACCCGGUAGAAAAAGUUCAUGAGCUUCAUGGCAGUUAGAAUCAGGAUUGAGCUGAUAUUCAUCCCGCUUGAUGUGUAGCUAGCAUUCUUGUAACUGGAAUUGUGUGUGUAAUGCAAAUCAUGGGCGCAUUAGACUGUAAUGAAGAAAAAGUCAGGGCUGCGCCUUUAGAAUGCAGCUUGCUCACUUUUUGAGUUUAGUACUGAGACUGGGCUUGUUUGUUAUUGGUUGGCAGCAAUUGGAACUGUGACGACGUAUAUUUUCCUUUUUUU